Messenger RNA from Calypte anna (Anna's hummingbird), 2004 nucleotides. RefSeq names its product interferon regulatory factor 1 (gene IRF1). Gene Ontology annotation, biological process: immune system process; regulation of transcription by RNA polymerase II. The record is from RefSeq and is a predicted model, not a curated record. Gene Ontology annotation, molecular function: DNA-binding transcription factor activity, RNA polymerase II-specific; RNA polymerase II cis-regulatory region sequence-specific DNA binding. Gene Ontology annotation, cellular component: nucleus. The transcript has 10 exons. NCBI's taxonomy places the organism in Eukaryota, Metazoa, Chordata, Aves, Apodiformes, Trochilidae. Bases 98 to 1057 code for a protein of 319 amino acids.
GGGGCGGCGGGCAGAGGGGAAGGAUCGGUCCGGUCCGGUCCGUUCCGUUCGGCUCUCUUACCGCUUCAUCUCCGCACAACCCGGCCAGGCAGACACCAUGCCCGUGUCAAGGAUGAGGAUGAGGCCCUGGCUGGAAAUGCAGAUUAAUUCCAACCAAAUCCCAGGACUGAUAUGGAUUAACAAGGAUAAAAUGAUAUUUCAAAUCCCCUGGAAGCAUGCAGCCAAGCAUGGCUGGGACAUGGAGAAGGAUGCCUGCCUUUUCCGGAGCUGGGCCAUCCAUACAGGGAGAUACAAAGAAGGGGAGAAAGACCCUGACCCCAAAACCUGGAAGGCAAACUUCCGCUGUGCCAUGAAUUCCCUGCCAGACAUUGAAGAGGUGAAGGAUAAAAGCAUCUACAAAGGCUCCAGUGCUGUCAGGGUCUACAGGAUGCUGCCCCCCCUGACCAAGGACCAGAAAAAGGAAAGGAAGUCAAAGUCUUCAAGAGAAGCCAGAAACAGGAGCAAGAGAAAGUUGCAGGAGGACACGAGGUUGGAGGAGGCAGCAGAAAGCCUGACCAGCCCUGCCCUGCCAGAUGACCACAGUGAUUACACCAUUUCCACUUACCCAGGGCAGGAGGUGGAGGUGGAGAGCAGCACAUCCAUCACCUUGGAGCCAUCAUCCCUGUGCCAGGUGAGCACCUCACUGGGGGACUGGAGACCCCCCCUGGAGCUGAUCCUGGCUGACAGCACCAAGGACCCCUACCCACUGCAGGUGUCCCCCCUGGCAUCCUCCUCUGAAGUCACAGACGAAGACGAAGAGGAAAUGAACCCAGAGAUUUUGAAGCUGCUGGAGCACAGCCAGGACUGGCACACCAUCAGUGUGGGGGAUAAAGGUUUCCUCACCAACGAGUCGGGGACCCUGAGCCUGGGCACCCCCUACAGCAGCCUGGAGCAGGACAGGGACAUGGACCCCACCUCAGGAGAGCUGGAGCUCAGGCUCUUGGAUCAGAAGAGCAGCCUGGACUUCUGGCUGGACACUGCCAGACCUGGCAUCCAAGCCAUCUCCUGUGGUUUCUAGAGCUCCAGCUUCCCCCAGCUCCUGGCAGGAACCUUGGGAAGCAUGGGAAAAAUCAUUGGUUACUGACUGGAGUGAAGCAAGGAGCUUCUGUUUGCCAUUCCACCUGUAGGCCUGGGAAGGUUAGAGGGGAAAACUCCACGAGGAAGAGAUUACAAAUCCAUAAAAAUGUUUGAUAUGUAACAGGACUGCUGGCACUGGGAAUGUUCAGCUGCAGAACUCACCCUGGGAUUGCCUGGGGGGUGAGACUUGUCCUGGGACAUUGUCCCCCACGUGCCAUGGGCUCUGGCCACGGCUCUGGCUUCCAUGUGUCCUAGGAAGAGGUCACCAAGCAUCCCAGUGGGAUGAGGAGGAGGUCACCAGCUCUUCCAGUGGGAUGAAGAGGUUGCCAAGCAUCCCAGUGGGAUGAGGAGGUCACCAACUGCUCUGAUGGGAUGAGGGGGUCACCAGCUCUUCCCAUGGGAUGAAGAGGUUGCCAACAAUCCUUGGGGGAUGAAGAGGUCACCAGCUCUUCCAAGGGGAUGAAGAGGUUGCCAACCAUCCCAGUGGGAUGAGGAGGUUGUCACCAACUCUUCCAAUGGGAUGAAGAGGUUGCCAAGCAUCCCAGUGGGAUGAGGAAGUCACCAACCAUCCCAGUGGGAUGAGGAGGUCACCAGCUCUUCCCAUGGGAUGAAGAGGUUGCCAACCAUCCCAAUGGGAUGAGGAGAUUGUCACCAACUUUUCCGAUGGGAUGAAGAGGUCACCAAGCAUCCCAGUGGGAUGAGGAUGGAUGAGCACCCAGUUUUCCCUGGCAGGUUUGGGUGCUGCUUCCCUGUGCAUCAUCUCCUUGCCCACUGUCCUGACACUUAGAACAGAGAUUGCACUAAGAGCCCCCACUUCUGCUUUGAUUUCCUCCACCCCAAUUCUUCACCUUUCAGAUCCCACCCCUCCCCCCCUGCAUCAGUAAAGUU